Messenger RNA from Acanthoscelides obtectus, 301 nucleotides. NCBI's taxonomy places the organism in Eukaryota, Metazoa, Arthropoda, Insecta, Coleoptera, Chrysomelidae. The record is from the annotation of a GenBank genome assembly.
GUACUUUGGAGUCCAAGUACUAGAUUUCGCCGAAAUGGCUGAAUACCGCAUCAGGUCUGCAAGAGGGUUUUCAUUAUAUGAAGCCCUGCCUAUGAUCGAAUAUGACAAAGUGCAAGCCGAUACCAUCACACUAUUUUCACCUGACAAUGCAUCCGAAAAUCUGGCAGAUGAAAAUUCGGCGAAGAAGACGAUGUACAUGUAUAUAUAAGUAACUCUUGCCGCCGCCGCCGUCUCAAAUGCAGAGUAAAUGAUAAGUGUGAUUCGAACUGAGAAGACGAUAUACCCUUGGGUCAAUUGACAG